CUCUUUCCUUUUCUUUUUGUUCUGUUCUAUUCUUCUGCUUUCGUUUCUCUACUACAGAUCUACCAACAUUUGACUCUUUUCCUUCAUGCUUGUGUAUUGUAAUCCUUUCCUCAAACUUUUUUCAGCUUCUGUGAGCUGCUAUCUGUUUAUGUUAUUUAUUUAUAUCUGUUGUGUUGUUUCUCUGAAUUGAAACAUACAUGUAUGUAUAAUUUAUCAGGCUCUGGAGCGUUGCGAUGCUUCAUCUUAUAAUUCAAAUUGAAUUUACAAAUAGAUUGUAAUAUUUCCCCUUCCUGAUUCUUGCCUACUGUGUUUAUUUUCAAACAAUCUGAAUUACAUCGUUAACUGCUGGUUAUUUCCAGAUCUGGUGGUUGUCUGUGCUUCUGGAUUUUUCUUUUUUCAAGUAUAGGAUAUUUGAUUCCUCUUAUUCAUCUUAGAAAGUUAACAGGUGCUGGUAAAUUUAUCAUUAUCAUGUUAGUUUAAAUAUUAAUUUGUAGGUAAUUAAUAUUUGGUUGAAUCCUUUUUGGUUGUAUGCUGAGAUUUGUGGAAAACACUGGAAGCUUGUCUUUGUUAGUUUUGUUUUUUUUAGAUCAAGGGUUAUGCUAAUAUCUAAUAUGCAUUCUUGUUCAAGUAAAUAUUUGUAUUAAAAAUAACUGCGAUUUACAAUUUUGAAUCUGCAGAUUUUGAACCUUUUUUUCUCAUUGAUUUUUAUGACUUAAGUUUUUCUUAUUCUUAUGUGAACUGUUCUAAGUCCUGUUUGAUUCAGACCGUAUGAACUUGAAGAAAAUGGAAGUUUGCGGUGGCUAAGUCUCGGCAACUUCUAUGGCCUACUCUGGUAUCUGGGCAAUGUGUGAGGGAGGAUACAGCGUAGGCAAUUUAACAAACAAUUUGCAGAAGACAACAAUUAAGAAGAAUCACAGUGGGAGCAGAAUAAUAACUGUUAUGGAAUUUGAAUCAGACUGGACAAAGCAUAGAAAAUCAUCUGCUCAUACUGCUCAAGUGAUUAGUUCUGCAACAUCGUUCAUGCCUUGGUCUCGUAGAAUCCCAAUUGUUGAAGGAUUUUAUGAAUUUCUUUAG
Messenger RNA from Vigna angularis (adzuki bean), 1074 nucleotides. RefSeq lists its product as uncharacterized. The record is from RefSeq and is a predicted model, not a curated record. The transcript is spliced from 2 exons. Lineage: Eukaryota; Viridiplantae; Streptophyta; Magnoliopsida; Fabales; Fabaceae. Bases 820 to 1074 code for a protein of 84 amino acids.